CAGAAAGUAAUAUCUGUUUUAUGAUCCUAUUAGAUAUCUUUAGUCUCUAUACUUAUCAUAUCAAGCAAACAAAUUUUGAAUUAGUUCAUCCUAAAAAUCCCGAAGUAGAUGGUCAGUUUUUUGAAUUAAAAUGGAUAAUUACUGAAACCAAUACUAGAUUUAUCCAUUUAUAUUGUUUUAUCAUUUGAUACGUGAAAAUAUGUGAGCCUGAGUUUGUAACUCUCUAUAAGUAGCCUGAUUCCUCUCACUCAACUCGUUCCCCUUGUAUUUGAUCUGUAAAAGCAGAAGACAACGGUAGCAGAAGUAGACAUGGAGAAAAAGCUGGCAUAUUGUUUACUAUUAAUAUCAUUAAUGUUGAUUGGAGUUGCCUCAUCGGGAGCAAAAAUGAUGAAAAAGCUCCCGAACACCAAGUUUCACUAUUACAGUGAGCGCCUUAGGCGAAAUCUGCUUGCAAAUUCUCUCGGCCUUACUCCUCCAAUGGGGUGGAAUAGUUGGAAUCACUUCAACUGCCAUGUUAAUGAAACUAUCAUCAAAGAUGCUGUUGAUGCUCUGGUUUCCUCUGGUCUAGCCCAGCUCGGAUAUACCUAUGUCAACAUAGAUGAUUGUUGGGCUGAAAAAGUUCGUGAUGGAAAUGGCAGUUUAGUGGCUAGAAGCACUACGUUUCCAUCUGGCAUCAAAGCUCUUGCAGACUAUGUUCACAGCAGAGGACUUAAACUUGGGAUUUACUCCAGUGCCGGGUUUUUUACUUGCAGCAACACCAUGCCUGGUUCACUUGGUUAUGAAGAACAAGAUGCUAAGACCUUUGCCUCAUGGGGUGUUGAUUAUUUGAAGUAUGAUAACUGUUUCAACGAUGGAACAAAGCCAAUUGACAGAUAUCCUAUAAUGACCAGAGCUUUAAUGAAGGCUGGUCGCCCGAUCUACUACUCCUUAUGUGAAUGGGGUGACAUGCAUCCAGCUACAUGGGGUUUCCAGGUGGGAAAUAGCUGGAGAACUACUGGUGACAUCACUGAUGACUUUGACACCAUGAUGAAUAGAGCAGAUAUGAACAACAUGUAUGCUGAUUAUGCAAGGCCUGGUGGUUGGAAUGAUCCUGAUAUGCUUGAAGUUGGAAAUGGAGGAAUGACAAAAGACCAGUACAUUGUACACUUCAGUCUAUGGGCCAUAAUUAAGUCUCCCCUUCUCCUUGGCUGUGAUUUGAAAAAUAUGACUCAAGAAACAUUAGAUAUCAUUGGCAAUAAAGAAGUUAUUGCCAUUAACCAAGAUCCGCUUGGAGUUCAGGCAAAGAAGAUUAGGGAAGAUGUUGAGAUAUGGGCAGGACCUCUUUCAGGGUACAGAUUUGUAGCACUGCUAGUCAACCGAGGUACAUGGUCUACUAAUGUCUCAGCACAUCUUGAAGAUAUUGGAAUUCCCCCCAAAACUAAAGUUAAAGUUAGAGAUCUAUGGGAGCACAAGACAUUGGAAGAACCAGUGACAGGGAACCUGACAGCAAGCCUUGGUGCUUAUGGAAGCAAGAUGUUUCUGUUGACGCCUGUUUUGGAGCAGUCAUUUUGAAUAUAUAUAGACUUCAGAAUUUUCAUUUUCUCUAGAUGUAAUAGGCCCUUUGAGUUUAGUUAAUAACAGUUUCAUUAAUUUUAUUGUUAGUGACGAUUUGGUAGUAGAGUUUUCCAUUUUUAAGGGUAUCAUGUUCUUCAGUUUUGGUA
Messenger RNA from Mangifera indica (mango), 1700 nucleotides. RefSeq names its product alpha-galactosidase 1-like. Gene Ontology annotation, biological process: carbohydrate metabolic process. Lineage: Eukaryota; Viridiplantae; Streptophyta; Magnoliopsida; Sapindales; Anacardiaceae. The record is from RefSeq and is a predicted model, not a curated record. Gene Ontology annotation, molecular function: hydrolase activity, hydrolyzing O-glycosyl compounds. The coding region runs from base 310 to 1551 and encodes 413 amino acids. The transcript is spliced from 15 exons.